Messenger RNA from Xyrauchen texanus (razorback sucker), 5438 nucleotides. RefSeq names its product amyloid beta (A4) precursor protein-binding, family B, member 1 (Fe65) (gene apbb1). The transcript has 14 exons. Gene Ontology annotation, molecular function: transcription factor binding; amyloid-beta binding. The record is from RefSeq and is a predicted model, not a curated record. Gene Ontology annotation, cellular component: nucleus; cytoplasm. Lineage: Eukaryota; Metazoa; Chordata; Actinopteri; Cypriniformes; Catostomidae. Bases 120 to 2192 code for a protein of 690 amino acids. Gene Ontology annotation, biological process: regulation of DNA-templated transcription.
GUGGGCUAGCGUUAGCAGCAUUAGCCGAAUAACGGUGAUGGUGGAGUGAGAGUCACGAUCAAUUCAUUUGUUCAACACUGAUCGACACUCAUGAGAAUAGAUUAAUAACGUUGUAUGUGAUGUCUGUGAAGAGCUCUUCAGAUCUACUCAAUGAGAACACAUACAUCUCACCGUCACUGAACAUUGACCUCUGCUUAUUACAAGAGUUCAGCCUGAAAGACACAACGGACGGAUCCAACUCUUCUCCUCCAGAGAACCGGCAACACUACAGCAACACAACCUCCAUCCAGCGUCUCGCAGGCAUCAUGGGAGAACUGGACGACGACGCGCCAGGGAACGACUGGAGCAGGAAUCAUCCGGACUCUGACACCAAGUGGAUGAAGGACGACCGCAACCAGAUCUGCAAGUUAGCCGAGCAGCAGCAGGACCAGAAUCUGAACUUGGUCGAGAAUGAGAACGAGAACGAGUCGACCGAUAGAAACCCAAACCAGAACUCACAGCGGCGAAACGAGGAGAAGAACAAAACCCUUAAAGCACUCUGCUCUGAACCGCUUCUCAUUUACUCAUCAGAGGACCUUAAGGAGAGCGGUCAGGAGAAGCAAGAGGAGGAAGUGGAGGAGAAUGUUCCUGAGGGCUCCGAUUCAUGUGAGGUUCAGAGGAGACCAGAUGAUGGUGGCAGCAAAAACACGUGUUUGCUCUUCAGUAAGAACGCUGUUCCCAGUGAUGAAGACUCCAGCUGCAUGUCUGUGUCUCAGGGCAGCACGGCCAGCAGCACGCCAGAUGGAGAGCCAGAGUCGUAUUGGGACGGCAGUGCAUUUGAAACGGAUGCAGAUCUGCCCGCCGGCUGGAUGCGGGUGCAGGACACCUCAGGCACCUACUACUGGCACAUUCCCACAGGAACCACACAGUGGGAGCCGCCGGGGCCACUGGAGGACAGAGAUGCCAGCGCAUCACCUGCACACACACCAUCUGAUGAGACACCGAUGACAUGGGACAGCGUUUCACGUCCAGACAGACUUAAUGAUGAAGAACUCUGGCAGAAGGAGGAUGUGACGUCUGAUGACAGUCUGAAAGAGUUUGAGGGAGCGACUUUGCGUUACGCGUCCAUCAACCUCAGCAGCUCUCUGGCUGAAUGUGAAGAGGAGCAGACUCAUAUGAGCAGUGAUGAGCGGGCAAAGUGUUUUGCAGUGCGUUCUCUGGGAUGGGUGGAGAUCUCCGAGGAGGAAAUGGCUCCUGGCAGGAGUUCAGUUGCUGUUAAUAACUGUAUCAGACAGCUGUCUUACCAGAAACAAAACCUCGAUGACACAGCGGGCAUCUGGGGCGAGGGGAAGGAGAUGCUGCUGUUGUUGGAGAACGAGACGUUGAGUCUGAUUGAACCUCACGAUGGAACGCUUCUGCACUCUCAGCCAAUUGUCAGCAUACGUGUGUGGGGAGUCGGUCGCGACGACGGCAGGGAUUUUGCAUAUGUGGCUCGAGAUAAGUUGUCUCAUGUGCUGAAGUGUCACGUGUUUCGUUGUGACACGCCUGCAAAGAACAUCGCCACGAGCAUGCACGACAUCUGCGCUAAGAUUAUGGCCCAGAGGAAAUUAAACCCCAGAUUGACCUCUGACCCCUGCAGACUCACAGACAUCCCCUUUCAGGAGUUUCCAGUUCCCAAAAACGAGCUGGUCCAGCGCUUCCAGGUGCGAUACCUUGGACAUGUGCCGGUCGCAAAACCAGUUGGUAUGGAUGUCAUUAAUGUUGCGCUGGAGGAAGCUCUGGCUAAAGACCCAGAUGAGUGGACACCGGUGACUGUGAAUGUGGCGUCUGCGACACUCACCGUUCUGAAGUCUGAGAUGGAGGAAGUUCUCUCGGAGUGUCGCGUGCGUUUCCUGUCGUUUAUGGGCGUGGGGAAGGACGUGCACACCUUUGCAUUCAUCAUGGCAGAGGGGCCGGGAGAUUUCAUCUGUCACAUGUUCUGGUGUGAUCCCAACGCAGCCAGCCUGAGUGAAGCAGUGCAGGCUGCAUGUAUGUUGAGGUAUCAGAAAUGUUUGGAUGCCCGUCCGCCCAGCAGCAGUAACAGCAGCAGCAGCGGCUCGUGUCUGCCUGGGCCGCCCGCUGAUUCGGUCGCCCGUCGGGUGGGCUCCAGUGUGAAGAAGGGUGUUCAGAGUCUGCUGGGCAACUUCAAGAGAUCUGGAUCUCAGACGCCUUGAGUAGACAAGAAACCUUCCCUCAAUAGUGCUCACUAUCAACAUGUAUCACCUUGUGUCAUUGUCUUUACAUCAUGAUCUCAUGGGGGAAGUUGUGAGUCUACUUACUUUUAAGUGAAAUCUGAGAAAUACCACCUUGAUGAAAGUUUUGUUUUCUCUAAUACAAAUGAGACUUUGAUAUAGUGGGAAAUCAGCCAACACAGCAGGAAUGCCUUUAUUUUCUAAACAUACACCAUUAAAUAUCACUUCAGAUCCAAGUGUUCCCUGGGAGUUGAACCCAUGACUUGUACCAUGCUCGACCAGAACAGGUACAGGAAAUCCUUAAAAUAUGUGUACCAUUAAUUAUUUGCAUUGGGAUGCUUGACACAAAAGUACAAAUCUGCUAUUAUGUGUUCCCGCUCAGGCUGCUGUUUUCCCACGUUUUGAAGUCAUAUAUUAGCAUUGUGUGAGGAACGGAUCAAAUUUUAACUCUUUGUUAACUAAUAACCUUCCCCUCUACUCAAAGAGAGAGGAAGUCUCAAUGGACUCAAUGGACAUUUCACCUGGAAACUGCAGUCAAGUGAACAUGCAGCACAUCACAAGCCCCUUCGACAUUUAAUUAAGUGCAGGAUGUGAAAUUUGGUUACCUAGAAUUACAUUUUCAAUAAAUGCAAUGAAAAAUCAGCAAUGGAAUUACUGAUAGUGAAAAUGCACAUUUUUAAUAUCAGUAAUUAUGUUUGCAUUAGUAGAAACGUUCAUUCUUGAUAUGAAAAUGACAUCAUUAAUCUGAAAAUGGAUUGCAGAUUUCAUAAAAUUGAAGAUUAAUUAAAGAUAAUUAAAUACAUUUUGGAUUUCAGGACAUUUUUCACUAGUAUCAAUGUUAUAAUUGAUAUUAAAAAGUCAGCAUUUAUCAGCUUUUAUUUGAAAUUGGAAUUCUGACUAGUAUGAAAUUAUUUAUAGAAAUCCAGAAUUGUGUUUUGAACCGGAUUGAAUGACAGAUCAUUGUGGAAUUCUACUUGUGAAAAUGAUGUUAAAGAUAUCAAGAAUAGUUUUUUUAGUAUUUGAAAUUCCAGAAUGAAUAUUUCCUUGAAUAAUGACAUCAUGUUUUAUAUCAAGAAUGAAUGUUUUUACUAGUGCAGAUGUAAUUGCUGAUCUCAAGAAUUCACAUUUUAGGGGGCCUGGGUAACUCUAAAGACGCUGACUACCACCCUGGAGUCAUGAGAUUGAAUUCAGGGUGCGCUGAGUGACUUCAGCCAGGUCUCCUAAGCAAACAUAUUGGCCCGGUUGCUAGGGAGGGUAGAGUCACAUGGGGUAACCUCCUCAUGGUCACUAUAAUAUGGUUCUCAGUGGGGCGCGUGGCGAGUUGUGUGUAGAUGUGCUACUUCUCCGCAUUAACACGCUCAACAAGCCACAUGACAAAAUGCGCGGAUUGACUGUCUCAGACGUGGCGGCAACUGAGAUUCAUCCUCUGUAGGCCAGAUUGAGGCGAGUCACUACACCACCACGAGGACUGGAGCACAUUGGGAAUUGGCCAUUCCAAAUUUUAAAAAAAGUUUUAAAUGGUGAAGAUUCAAUUGUAGAUCUCUAUAUUUCAUACCCUGCAUGUGAAUGAAUUAUAAAAGGGCUUGUGAUUUGCAGCAACUUGUUUGAUGGUUUGCAAAGACAUGCCGAAUCACUUUUUUCUCAUGAGUUCAGGUAAUAUUUUCUGGGUUCCCAUAUGAGAGCAGUGUCAUUCACACUUUAUCUGCAGAUAACUGGAUUUGAACAAGAUGACACUCGAGGUCUGUCACUAGAUAUUCCCUUAUCGCACACUACAGUUGCAGUUACACAGAUUUCAGUUGCUUUUUCACAAGUGGUUUUGUUUGUUCUCUGAUGAGUUUACUGUAAAACGGAUUACAGUGUAUGAAUGUGACUUUUCAAAAUUAGAUUAUCAUAACUAUCAUAAGCACUAGAUGAAUGUAGUAGAUGUUACUUCAACUACACUCCCUAAUGACACUAAACAUUACGCAUGCUAUCACGGAACACAGAGACGAGCGUGUACACUAUGCAAUGUGCUUAUUUAUUAUUUGAUAUUCAGUUCUGGCUGACUGUUGUCAUAUAUUGUGCUAGCUUUGACAUUUUCAGUUCUCAUUUCAGUCAUUUAGCCAAAGGAAAAGUGUUUCUAUCUGGAUAAAUGAACUCUUCUCACUCCAGACUGAAUGUGACAAAUCAAUUGACCCCCCAUAAAGUCGAGUGAAAUUGCGGAUGCCGUGCCGUUUUUACGUUGUCAUGUUUUUAGGCACAUGAUUUUGUUCAUUCUUUGUAUUUGGAUGGACAUUUAUCUCUUGAUAGAUGCAGUUGCGCAUUUUAUUUGACUUCCUUUGUCAGAAAGCUUGAUUUCUUUCAUUCUUUGACUGAAGUUUUCACUGAUUUUACUUAAAUGACAUCUUUAACUGAUAUUUUGAAAACAGAUUUGUGAAUCAUACUAUUUUAUUUUUCUGUGAAAUAGCAUUAACAUAUCCUAGUCUUCCAAAGCAGAUUAGUUCUUUUGAGUCCCGCUGUAAAUGAACGUUGAAUUUUCAUAUUAUUAUUUUUUUUUAAAAGCAUGGCAUUUUGUGUUACCUUUUGUAAUUGUUUUUGCUUUAUUUGUUUUUUGUAUGUGCUGUAUACUUUAUAGGGUCUCAAUCUGGAUGGAAUUCGUAAUGAAAAACUGCUCAUUCAUUCAGUUGAGAUUGUUCGACAGAAUAUAUAGGUUACAUACGGCGAGUCUACAUCUCUACAAAUUAGUUUGCGUCACUGUCAAAUUGUAUAUUGAAGUCAAAUGUUUAUGUAUUUGAAACAAAAGCUCAAUUUACAACAAUAAUUGUCUUGUAUAUAUCCAUUAUUUGUUUGUGUUACUCAUGCUCACUGUACAUAUUGCUGUCUUAAACAUUUCACAAUGUUUUUGAAUUAAUCAAUAUCAUGUUCUGUGAUUAUUUAAUGUAUAUGCUGACUUAAACACACUAAUAGAUUUUCAUGUGUAACCUGUUGUUAAAUGGAACGUGUGAAUGCACUUGAUCGUUCAAUCUGUCUCGUGUAUCUGAAUGGUUCGUCUUGCCCUUCUCAGUUACUCUAACACAUCAUGUGUAGAUUUAGAAGUAAUGUGAUGCUUAAAAUAUAAUGGGGUGCUGUUGUUAACACUAUGAUAAUAACUGUUUAUUGUAGAAUAAGCAUACAUGUAAAUUAUACAUUGUCAAGAAAAGUCGCUUUGGAUAAAAGCAUCUGCUAAAUCAAUAAAUGUACAGUGCAUUC